Molecule: messenger RNA, 3987 nt
Organism: Esox lucius (northern pike)
Lineage: Eukaryota; Metazoa; Chordata; Actinopteri; Esociformes; Esocidae
Gene: mbtps2
Product: membrane-bound transcription factor peptidase, site 2
Exons: 11
Coding region: 1894-3387 (497 amino acids)
Biological process (GO): membrane protein intracellular domain proteolysis; regulation of response to endoplasmic reticulum stress
Cellular component (GO): membrane; cytoplasm
Molecular function (GO): metalloendopeptidase activity; protein binding
Source: RefSeq, a predicted model, not a curated record
AUCACUUGGAUUGUUUUAUCUGUAGUUUUGCUCAACAGCUUAAAAUAGCUUUUUUUCUCAUGAUGUCACCAGAUAUCCACUGUGAAUCAUGUGAUACAUGAUUAAACCAAAAUCGGUGGUCUGCAUAUAUUAACAUCAUGUGAUCUGAACAGGCCAGUUACUUAUCAGUCAGAAACAUCUAAUUGCAUAUUUCUAUGAAACAAAGACCACAUGACUGGCAUGCAGCUGGGCAGCCUCAUUAACCCUUUUAUGUUUACUUGUAAAGCUUCUUGAAUUAAUUUUAAUUGGUAAAGAACGAUUUAAGAAAUGUGCUAAACAAAUAUAGUUUAAUUUGAUACUGUGCAAACACCUAAUAUCAAUAGAUUUAUCACUUGACCAAGGCCUUUAAGGCCACCCACACGAACGCUGAAUCCAUGCAUGACUCUGCAACGUGCUUUAGAUGAAAGCAAAAUGUAAUAAUUAGUUCUUAGAUCUACAGCCGUAUGGAACAUACAGCCAUCUAUCAGGAAACAGUGAUGACUUGGGCAGCAAGUUUUCUUUUCUGUGAUCAAAUAAAAUAAAAUGUUCUUGUCAUUCCAUUCUUGUCUGUGAUGGCGUGUAAAAAUGGCAAAGAUCCACUAAAGGUACAUUCGACACACCCGUCUAGACUGCCAGCUGAUGGGUAGAUGAACCAACAAAAUGAUGUAAUGUAUUUUAAUAAAGAUUAUCUUAUAAAUGGCAGAUGAGCAGGUCUUGAUCGUCCACUAGCCACACUACCAAAUCUGAUGGGCAUGUGCAGGGCAGAAAUUACUUUGUCUCUAACAGACAUCCCAACCUGCAAAAAGUCAUUUCAGGGAGGUAUUCCGAAUCCGCCCUGAAAUCCCGAAGACUUUUACAAUCAUUUAAAUCACCAUGGGCAAUGCUGAAGUAGCUGUUGCAAACUGUACAGCGUGCAAGACUGUCAAUAUUUUGUACUCUUAUAAGACAGGGGUACACUUUCGUGUAGUCUUGCGUAAAAUCUUGUAUUUGCGUUUUUUGAGGGCACUCUCCCUCUGUCACGGCGCUCUUGUUUCUAUACUGAACUGACGGAGCAUUCAGUUCGGGACUCGAGAGAAGAGAUAAAAGCCCGCCCACACUGACAAUUGAUUGGUUGAUUUACCGAAACAGGCCAAUCAGGAUGCUCUCAUGCGCUUCAUUAGGCACAAACGCAGACUAGCACACACACACACACACACACAAGGUUUCUCGCUCCCUCUCCCUCUCUGCCGUGCGCGCGCUACACGGUUUGAAGCACAGUCUCUGUCUUGCAUGCGCGCCCUUGAUCACGCGUUCUAAAUUCCGGGAUAUUUUAACUCAUUUGCGGGCAUCAGGGAGCCGCUAUCAAUAUGCGGGAGACUCCCGGAACGUCCGGGAGACUUGGGAUGUCUGCUCUAAUUGAAAGGCAGUAACAGCUCUUUCAGUGUCAUACCAUUAAUACUUGUUUGGAAGCCCAUAAUAUGUUAUUGUUGAUAGUUGCAUGAUGUAUUAAAUAAAUUAAUCUAAUAAGAUUUAUCUCAAUCGACUAUUUCAGGAGCCAAGAGUGGAGGGGGUGGAGAGGUUUCUUCUGUGUUGUCCUUGAAAUCGGACCCGUUACCCUGAUUUUUUUUUUGUUAGUAGUGCUUAACCACAAUGACCAUUCGGCACUCGACUAUCUGACCUUAUCGAUUACUCUUUCCUUUCGCAAUAAUACCGGUAGUAGAGGCGCACAGUCGCACAGAGGUGACGUUUGCAGUAAACACUGGGCUUAACAUCGGAACAUGGAAUCGGGAGAUUUUCUCUAAUAUUUUUUAGAUUUGGCGUCUACUCUUUUCUUUCCACUUCCACUUUUUCACUGUCUUUCUCUCCCUCCAGUCUUAUUGUGUUCUGUCUCUCACCAUGAUUCCCGUGCCGCUCGUCGUUUGUGUUUUGGGCAGCUGGUGCUUCAUUUAUCUCACCGACGUGUUACUGAAGUCAUCCAUCUCAUUUCGUCAUGGUUAUGAGGCCUGGCUGGGAGCCAAAGGACUGUCUCUCUCGCCAUUCCAUCUCCGCUGGCAGACCUCCCUCUUCAACCGCGUCUUUGCACGCUGCGCACGAAUCAACCCCAAUGCCCUCUACCUCUGGUUUACCAGUGGUCUAGUAUUUGGGGUGGUGUCUAUGUGUGGGUCGGUGGUGUUGCUGGUGAGGACUCUACAGCAAACUCUCCAUCAGAUGACCUCUGACCUACAAACUCAAGGAGCCAGUCAACAGACACUUCAGGUGGUGGUCCCAGGUGUGAAUCUGCCUGUCAGUCAGCUUGCCUACUUCUUCUCUGCUCUGCUACUCAGUGGGGUUAUACAUGAACUGGGCCACGCUGUGGCUGCAAUAAGGGAGCAGGUGCGUGUCAAUGGAUUCGGUGUGUUUGUGUUUGUGGUGUAUCCUGGAGCAUUUGUGGAUCUGUUCACCACACACCUCAACCUCAUCUCCCCUGCCCAGCAGCUACGGGUCUUCUGUGCAGGGGUGUGGCAUAACUUUGUGUUGUGUGUGACAGCGUUAUGUUUCCUCUUCCUGUUGCCUGUCUUCCUGUUUCCUGUCUACUACACCGGGGCUGGAGCCCUUGUCACUGAUGUGGUGCAGGGCUCACCUGCAGAUGGUCCUAGAGGUUUGUCUGUGGGCGACAUGGUGACAGCGCUGGAGGACUGUGAUGUCGGAUCCGUAGAAGACUGGCAUUCCUGUCUGACUCUCUCCUCACACAACCCUCAGCCUGGGUACUGUGUCUCCUCGCUUGCCCUUCAGCCCAGCUGGGCCCAUGGCCGAGCCUUCAGGAGGUUGGAUGGAUCUAUAGAAUGCUGCAGUAAUAACAGCCUGACUGAUCUCUGCUUCUCCUACACUAAACUACAGGAGAGAGAGUUUGCUUGUCUCCCGGUUCGUAAGAUGCUGGCUGGCAGCCAUGUUUGUCGCAGCAAUGUGGACUGUCAAAGUCCUCUGGACAACCAGGCACCCAGAGUGUGUAUCUCUCCCUCCCUGGAGAACCAGACCCGGUUGAUCCGUCUAACUCACCCACCCAACACACACAUGCUGUUUGUGGGGUAUCCACCUCACCUCCAAUAUGCAGUCAGUAUGACCAACUUUGCUCCUCGUUUCGGCUUCCUGAACCUGGAACUCCCUGUUGUCAUAGAGACCUUCUGCAAAUAUGUGAUCUCCUUGUCAGGGGCUUUAGCCGUGGUCAACUCUGUACCAUGCUUUGCUCUCGAUGGCCAGUGGAUGCUUUCCGCUCUAUUGGAGGCCACACUGGUCACCUUGGUUAAGGACCGGCAACGGCGCGAGCUGAUUGGCUUCUUCGUGCUUUUGGGAGGAAGUACUCUGUUGGCGGCCAACGUAGCCCUGGGACUAUGGAUGGUAACCGCCCGAUGACAAUAACUAAGACAACCAACAUCAAUAGCCUCCAUUUUUCAGGGUUUUGUGGCCCCAUAGAGAGGCAUUGUGGGUCUCUUAUGCUUCCCACAGUGAAAAAAAGACUCAAUUUCCCAUGAGGCCCUGCAGUGUGAAUGGUGACUAAGGAGGCUGUGAAGUGUCUUGUUCAGCUGCACAUUCUGUCCUGUCAGGAACAGUGGCCUGUGUGGAAUAAGCGCAACUUACGCAGAAAGGCAGGGAUCAAAAUAACUCGACAUGAUACAUUUCAUUUUUGGUCCUCUUGAUGGUUUUACAAAUGGAUGAAUGCUCACACACACACACAUUGUUUCACAUCACAAACACACACACACACACACACGUUAUUUCACUCCUGUUUCACAUCACUCACACACAUUAUUUCACACCUGUUUCUCACACACACACAUUAUUUCACAUCAGUUUCACAUCACACACACACACACACACAAACACUAUUUCUCAUCUGUUUCACAUCGCACGCACAUACAUACUAUUUCACAUCAGUUUCACAUCUGUUUCACAGAUGAAGCGCGCACACUAUGUUCUUUACAAUUAAACUGAACAAUAGAAUAAUGUUACGAA